UUAGUGGAGUGUGGGGGCACCAUCAAGGAGGAGCCUUCCGGUCGUAUUCUGUCUCCAGGAUACCCGGCUCCAUACGAGCACAACUUGCACUGUGUUUGGACCAUCGAAGCUGCUCCAGGAAGCACCAUCAGUCUGCAUUUUCUGGUCUUCCACACGGAGGAGGUCCACGAUGUGCUUCGGAUCUGGGACGGUCCACAGGACGGGGGAGUCCUGCUGAGGGAGCUGAGUGGGUCGGCGUUGCCCCCGGACACUCACAGCACCUUUAACACGAUCACUUUGCAAUUCACCACGGACUUUUUUACCAGCAAGCAAGGCUUUGCUUUGCAGUUUUCUGUCUCUACGGCGACCUCCUGCAAUGACCCGGGCAUGCCCACUAACGGCACCCGCGGCGGCGACAGCCGGGAGCCCGGGGACCACGUGGUGUUCCAGUGUGAUCCCGGCUACGUCCUGCAGGGGGCCACCAGAAUCACGUGCACAGAGAUCAAUGGUCGCUUCUUCUGGCAGCCAGACCCCCCAACAUGCACAGCUCCGUGUGGUGGGAACCUAACCGGUCCAAGUGGGCUGAUUCUGUCUCCAGACUAUCCUGAACCUUACCCACAUGGAAGAGAGUGUGACUGGAGAGUUACCGUCACACAGGACUAUGUCAUUUCGCUCAGCUUUAACCAUUUCAGCCUGGAGCCCAGUUAUGACUUCUUGCAUAUCUAUGAUGGGCCAGACUCCCUGAGCCCCUUGUUGGGUAGUUUCUAUGGCACCGAUGUUCCAGAUCGCAUCGAGAGCAGCUCCAACACGCUCUUCAUGGCAUUCCGCAGCGACGCCUCCCUCAGCAGCAACGGAUUUGUGCUGCAGUAUACAGAAAACCCCAGGGAAUCUUGCUUCGAACCUGGCCUGGUUCGUAACGGGACACGGGUGGGCACCGAUCUCAAGCUGGGCUCCACUGUCACCUACCACUGCGACAGCGGCUACACACUGGAGGGAGACCCGACGCUCACUUGCAUCAUGGGGGGAGACGGCAAGCCGAGCUGGAACAAGCCCAAACCCAUCUGCAUGGCGCCAUGUGGUGGACAGUACUCCGGAUUAGAGGGAGUAGUCUUGUCCCCCGGUUUCCCUGGCAACUAUACCAGUGCUCGAACCUGUUUGUACUCUGUAGUCGUGCCCAAGGAUUAUGUGGUGUUCAGCCAGUUCGCCUUCUUCCAGACUGCUCUGAAUGACAUAGUGGAGGUUUAUGAUGGACCAACACAACAUUCCCGGGUUCUCAGCUCACUUUCUGGAGCGCACACAGGUGAGUCGUUGCCGUUAGCGACCUCCAAUCAAAUCCUGAUCCGCUUUACAGCUAAAGGCCAAUCCAGCUCCAGAGGAUUCCAUCUGGUCUAUCAGGCGGUACCAAGGACCAGCGCCACCCAAUGCAGUUCAGUCCCUGAGCCACGGAACGGUCGGCGCAUGGGCAACAACUUUGCCGUUGGCGCGGUGGUCCGCUUUGAGUGCAGCCCUGGCUACAUCCUGGAGGGAUCGAGUGCCAUUGAAUGCUUAACAGUCCCCAAUGCCCUGGCACAGUGGAACAGCUCCAUACCCAGCUGCAUCGUUCCAUGCGGAGGUAAUCUGACCCAUCGGACUGGCACCAUCUUAUCUCCAGGCUACCCUGAACCUUACCUCAACAGCCUGAACUGUGUGUGGAAGAUUACUGUUCCUGAAGGAUCGGGGAUCCAGAUCCAAGUAAUCAGCUUUGUCACGGAGCAGAACUGGGACUCACUGGAGGUGUUUGAUGGAGGCGACAACACUGACACACUCCUGGGCAGCUUCUCAGGUACAACGGUCCCCGCUCUCCUCAACAGCACCUCAAACCAACUCUACCUUCACUUCUUCUCCGAUAUUAGCGUGUCCGCUGCCGGAUUCAGGCUGGAAUACAAAACCGUCUCUCUGACCAGCUGCCCAGAACCUGUAGUUCCCAUGAAUGGCAUCAAGAUCGGGGAGCGUCUUCAGAUGAAUAAUGUGGUGUCUUUUCACUGUGAACCCGGCUAUACUCUCCAGGGGAAUUCUCACAUCACCUGCAUGCCUGGAACCGUCAGACGGUGGAACUAUCCUCCUCCUCUCUGUAUUGCACAAUGUGGUGGAAUCCGGGAGGAGAUGGAGGGAAUGAUUCUCAGUCCUGGUUUCCCUGGCAACUACCCUAGCAACAGUGAUUGCACCUGGAGAAUAUACCUGCCAGUCGGUUAUGGAGCCCACGUACAGUUCCUUAACUUCUCAACGGAGGCCAACCACGACUUCCUAGAGAUACGGAACGGGCCUCUUGAUACCAGUGCUGUGAUUGGUCGAUUCAGCGGCCAGGACGUCCCGUCACCUCUUCUCACUACCUCCCACGAGACCACAGUUUAUUUCCACAGUGACCACUCGCAGAACAAACCAGGUUUCAGGUUCGAGUAUCAAGCAUAUGAGCUACAGGAAUGCCCAGAUCCAGAACCUUUCCGUUAUGGAGUGGUGGUCGGCGCAGGCUAUAAUGUGGGCCAGUCCAUUUCCUUCGAGUGUCUGCCUGGAUAUCAACUGAUGGGACAUUCCAUCCUCACCUGUGAGCACGGCACCACCCGCAACUGGGACCACCCGUUUCCUCGCUGCGAAGUGCCUUGUGGUGGCAACAUCACAUCAGACAACGGGACCAUCUUCUCCCCGGGAUACCCAGAGGAGUACCCGAACUCAGCUGACUGCACCUGGCUCAUUUCAGUGGCUCCUAGCUUUGGAAUCAAACUCAAUUUCACUCUGCUUCAGGUUCAUGGGCCGCAUGACUUCAUAACUGUCUGGGACGGCCCGCAGGAGACGACUCGAAAACUAGGCGUCUUCACGGACGGAGAGCCUAAUGACCCACCCAGUAGCACGUCCAAUCAGGUGCUGAUACGAUUCCGCAGCAACACGGAGAAGGGCGGGUUGUUCCGUAUUGGCUAUCAAGCUUACAGACUUCAGUACUGCCUGCCUCCGCCCAUCAUUCCUAAUGCAGAGAUCCUGAUGGCAAGCAAGGAAUUCAAAAUUGGUGAUAUAGUUCGCUACAGAUGUCUCCCAGGCUACCAGUUAAGUGGAAAUAGCAUCCUGACAUGUCGACUAGGAACACACUUAGAGUUUGAAGGCCCCCCACCGUCAUGUGACGUGACGUGUCCGAUGAAUGAGGUGCUGACGGCUUCCACGGGCGUCAUUAUGAGCCAGUCGCCAGGCACCGGCUUCCCCCAUUUCGAGUCUUGCUCCUGGGUUGUUAAAGUGGAGCCCGGCUACAACAUUACCUUCACUAUCGAACACUUUCAAACCAGCCGUCAGUUUGACGAGCUCGAGGUCUUUGACGGUCCAUCCAGACAGAGCCCGCUUCUCAUUACCCUCAGUGGUAAUUAUUCCAGCCCGCUGAGCAUCACAAGCUCCAGUAACAAAGUCUACCUGCACUGGUCUUUUGAUCACACCACCAGCCACAAAGGCUUCCGCAUCCGCUACUCAGCGCCCUACUGCAGCCCUCCAAAUAACCCAGUAAAUGGCACAGUGCACAGCCUGACCGGGUCCAAGCUGGGUAGUACUUUACGCUUCAACUGCGACCAUGGCUUUCGACUUAUUGGUCAGACCAGCGCCACAUGCACCCGGACAGCGCAGGGGAUCCAUCAGUGGAAUGCCCCAGUACCUCUUUGUCAAGUCAUGUCCUGUGGAAUGCCUGUUGCCCCCGUCAACGGCAGCAUUGUUGGCCAAGACUUCUCUCUUGGGGCCAGGGUCACUUACCAAUGUAAUCCAGGGUUUCGGCUUGCUGGUCCUCUCACCACCUCAGUGGUCUGUCAAGAAUCUGGGCGGUGGAGCCCCAUCGAGGCCCCUCCAAGAUGCGUUCCGGUCACCUGCGCCGACAUCAGCCACUCUGCUGUGGAGCACGGAAGAUGGAGACUAAUCUACGGCACUCAAAACCAAUAUGAUGCCAUAAUGAUGCUCGUAUGUGACCCGGGAUAUUACUACAGGGGUCAAAGGAUCAUUCGCUGCCAAGCAAAUGGCACCUGGAAUUACCCUGAUCCUCGCCCGGUCUGUGACAUUAUUUCCUGUGGAGAUCUUGGCACUCCUCCAAAUGGUCAUAAAAUAGGAACUUUGACUGUAUAUGGAGCCACAGCCAUUUUCUCCUGCAACACAGGAUAUACCCUAGUGGGCUCUCGGGUCCGAGAGUGCAUGUCCAAUGGGCUUUGGAGCGGAACACAAGUUCAAUGUCUAGCUGGCCAUUGUGGCACUCCAGACCCAAUAGUCAAUGGGCAAAUAAUUGGGGAGAACUUCAACUUUCGAGGAAGCGUCGUGUACCAAUGUAACCCAGGGUUUCGUCUUAUUGGUGUGUCAGUGCGAAUAUGCGAGCAGGAUCACCGCUGGUCAGGAAACACCCCCGUUUGCGUUCCCAUCACAUGCGGCCACCCUGGAAAUCCUACAUUUGGCACAACCCAAGGAACCCAGUUCAACUUAAAUGACGUUGUGCGUUUUGUCUGCAAUACUGGAUAUGUUCUGCACGGGGCUGUUAAAUCUACAUGCCAGGCCAAUGGACAGUGGAACAAUGCCCUACCACGGUGUAAAAUUGUAAACUGCACAGAGCCCGGCCAUGUAGAGUACAGCAUUAGGCAGGUAUUAUCCAGCGGGCCCCAUCGGUACAGCUUCCAGACCGUGGUGACGUACCGCUGUAACCCUGGCUAUUAUCUCCUGGGAACCAGCUCCAUCUCCUGCCAAGGGGACGGCACCUGGGACCGCUCCUUACCCAAAUGCCUGUUGGUUCUUUGCGACCGUCCCAGCAUGCCUCCCUACGCGCAGAUCUCAGGUGACCGUCGAACAGUGGGCUCGGUCAUCCGCUACAGCUGCAUGGGCCAGCGUGGCAUCGUCGGAAACACCACGAGAAUGUGUCAGCUGGACGGGCAGUGGAGCGGCUCGCCACCGCACUGCUCUGGGGAAUCAAAUGGUCUGUGUGGAGAUCCAGGCGUACCUGUCCACGGCAUUCGUCUUGGAGAUGAAUUUACCGUGAGCAGUGUUGUACGUUUCAGCUGCGAACCUGGUUACGUCCUAAAGGGGUCACCAGAGAGAACAUGUUUUUCCAACGGUACCUGGAUGGGAACACAACCGGAGUGUCAUGUAAUUUCCUGUGGAAACCCAGGAACUCCACGAAAUGCCCAGAUCCUUGUUCACGACGGACUGACUUUUUCCAGAUCCAUCACUUACAGCUGCAGGGAAGGGUACUACUCUACUGGACUGCUUACCCGACACUGCACUGUGAAUGGGACCUGGACGGGCAACAUGCCAGAGUGCUCAGUAAUCAACUGUGGUGAUCCCGGAGUGCCAGCCAAUGGAGUUAGAUUUGGGAAUGAUUUCACCUACAACCGAACCGUCGCUUUCCAGUGUUCUCCUGGAUACACCAUGGAUGCUGACAGAGCCUCUUCUCUCAUCUGCACCAAGGAUCGGACCUGGAAUGGCACCAAGCCGCUCUGUAAAGCAAUUGUUUGUGGUCCACCACCGCUCAUCCCAAACGGACAGGUUGUGGGUUCAGACCUAACCUGGGGCUCGAGCAUAAGUUACUCCUGCAACCAAGGCUAUCAGCUGUCCCUGCCCACUGUGUUAACAUGCCAGGGCAACGGCAACUGGAGCGGCGAGAAACCACAGUGUUUCCCUGUAUUCUGUGGAGACCCAGGAAUGCCAGAUCAAGGCAGAAGGGAGGACCGCGGUUUCACCUAUCUUUCAUCUGUCUCGUUCUCUUGCAAUCCUCCCCUCAUCUUGGUUGGCUCGGCCAGGAGGUACUGCCAGUACGAUGGCACUUGGAGCGGCACACAGCCCUCCUGCAUAGAUCCGAGUCACACAACCUGUGGUGACCCUGGCAUUCCACUCUUUGGAAAUCAGAACAACAGCCAAGGCUAUCAGAUUGGCAGCACUGUGUUCUUUAACUGCAGAAAGGGCUACCUACUGCAGGGCUCUAUUUCGCGCACAUGUCUGCCCAACCUGACCUGGAGUGGAUUUCAACCCGAGUGCAUCUCCCACCACUGCAGCCAGCCAGAGCUACCUGCUCAGUCUGAUGUUCGAGCCAUUGAACUGCCAUCCCUUGGCUACACACUGAUCUAUACAUGUCAGCCUGGCUUCUACUUGGCUGGGGGUUCAGAACACAGAACCUGCAGGUCCGACGGUAGCUGGUCAGGGAAACCACCACUGUGUGCAGCUGAUAAUCGGCCAAGUGGUAGAAUCCCAGUGGGCACUGUACAGGAGCCUCCAUCUAAACUGCCAGUCCCUGGUGGUGUGUUUGCUAAAAACUCCCUCUGGAGGGGUUCCUAUGAGUACCUGGGAAAGAAGCAGCCAGCCAUGCUUAGCAUCACUGCCUUUGAACCUUUUAGCAACCGAGUUAAUGGGACACUGAUCGACCACAGCGGGGUUGAGCUUAAAUUAGCAGGAACGUAUAAGAGGGAGGAAGCUCAGCUGCUUCUACAAGUUCACCAGAUCAGAGGUCCUGUGGAGAUCUUUGUGAACAAGUUUAAAAUAGACAACUGGGCCCUGGACGGACAUGUGUCCUACAUCUCCUCGUCCAAUGCUUUUGUGUACCAGGGAUUUGUCAGAGGAAAAGGCUUUGGCCAAUUUGGUCUCCAAAGAUUGGAGAGUUUAGAUCCCAGUAGAGCCAACCCUGGCUACAACUUUGCCUCCAACAGCAGUUCAGUGGCAGCUGCCAUUCUAGUGCCUUUUAUAGCAAUGAUCAUUGCAGGCUUCGCUCUUUAUCUCUAUAAACACAGAAGAAGACCCAAAGUUCCCUUCAACGGUUACGUGGGCCACGAGAACACAAACGGUCGGGCUACAUUCGAGAACCCCAUGUACGACCGCAACAUCCAACCCACUGACAUCAUGGCCAACGAGACAGAGUUCACAGUCAGCACAGUGUGCACCGCUGUAUAGCAACACCAUCCUUCAGAGUCAGUCGAAGGAAGGAAAGGUGCGCCCCAACCUCCGCUGGCUGCCGGCAGAGGACACCUGUAAUUCCUUGUGCAGAUGGCGAGAAAAAGAUUAUUUUAUUUGCUGAAAUACCUUCAAGUAACAUCUCCAGUCGAGGAGCCUCGCACCUGCAGGAAACAAGAAAAAAAAAAAAAAGAGACUAAUACGAGAGCAACAACUUUUUUUUCCUUUUUUUUUUUUUUAAUCAAAAAGGUCAACGUGAAACGGCUCUCUGUAACUUUACAUGGUUUCUUGAUCAUGUUCCAUAUUCUAAGGAAAAAGCUUCCAUCUGAACCUGCAGCCGGUAGGAGUACUGCUGGAGGCAAAGCUGUGAUGACUUUUCUCACCGCUCUUCGCCUAAACCCAAAGGGAAGUUUGUGUAAGUCAUAAAAUGUACCUGUAGCUUACAAAAAAAAAACAACAAAAAAAAAACUCUGUGCACUGUGUGGUGGGCAGCCACGUGUCGGUCGGUCGGUGUGUAUGAUGCUAAGAGAAACUCUCUGAACUGUUGAAAUUCAUCCGUUCCGUUUUCACUUUGUAUUUUGUUUUCACUGUUUGUUUUUUCUGCGUUUCUUUCUUGUGUUUUAUGCUGCCAGCUUUCUCAGAUGAGUAAUUGGGAACGCCGUUAUCUGUCAGAUCUCUGCUAUUUGAGGCUGUCAUAAGGUUCCAUGGGAAGGCUGCAGGUUUAAAGAUGUAGUUUUCAAUUCCAUGUCGAAAACAUACUCUUAUCACUAUUUUGUGUGCUUUUCCUCCUAUUUUUCUUUUCCUGCGGCUGAAGAAAAGGUUAAAAGGUUGCUAGGUGUUUGGAAUAAACAGUAGAGAGUAGAGCACCUGUGUGACUGCUAUAGAUGUUGCGUAGAUGUCUACGCAUUUGUGGUUUUAACCAAAAACGUGAUGUUUUUUGUUGUUUUGAUAGCAUUUCAUUUGGUUUCCGGAAGGCUAACGAUCAGAAAGCAACGGUGCAUAAAUCUAACCCAUCAAGUGAAGGUAGAGUGAAACAAAAGAACUGAGAAUCUAAUGUUCAGUCAGCAGCAGCAUUUACUUUUCUAUUUUUAGUUUGUUCCUGGUUCAAACACAUUUAUAUUACAAUGUUGUGUCUGAAGACUCAUUAGGUGUCAAACAAGCCGAAGUUAUCUUGAGAAGUCAAAGAUGAUCCCUCUCUCAAAUGGGGGACAGAAUGUGUGAUGCAUUUCCAUGGACAUAAGUCUUUUAGGGACAUUACAUCUUUCAUUUUCCCUCUCAUCCACAUCUCAGGGCGAAGCUGCAGCAUCAACUCAUGGCUCAUUCUGCUAUGAAUAGUGGAUUUCAGAAGUAUAAAAAAAUACUUCCACCUUUUUUCUUUAAAGCCAAGAUCAGAAUCAGAUUAUUUUCUGUCAUAAAUUUGGCGCUACUUGUGUUUAUGAAUAAAGGGACAGUUUUUAGGCAAAAUUCUGGGGAAAAUGUGUUGGCAUUAUUAGCUCAUUUAUCUGUAGUAAGUUUUUACAGAAGUGAGGAAACUAUUAGCACAGUAAGUAGCUAAGAGCUAGUAAAAAGGGAGCCCUAUUUGGCUGAUUUUGGCAACUUAAAAUUUUUUUAUAGCCAUUGCAUAUAGCACAUUAUUAGCAGAUAUCAAAAAGCUACACUUUCACAAAUGUCACUGCACAAGAGCUUUGAGAGUUGAAGAACUUCCUUUAUUCUGAACUAAUGUUGUACUGCGACACGCUGCCGGCUGUAUUGAUCCAUUUCAUCAGCUACGAUUGGUCAGCCUGCUGUACCAUGAGGGCAGUAAACUUUUGGAUGAUUCAACAGGCUGUCGUUUCUCCAAAGGCAUGAAGGUGGUAUGCUUACAUGUUCUGUUUGGAAAUUACCCUGUGGACUCACAGCCAUCUGAACAGCUGGUAUCCUCUACUGACCUAACUUUAGCAUAGCAACACAGAAAUUGUUUGACUGAGAAAUCGGCAACAAGCAUAGGGUGUAUUGCCACCAGCCUUGUGUAGUUCUCUUUAAUUGAACUCCAUUUCAUUUGCCUAUAAAUUCCAUUUUGUUUGGAGAGGUGUGAUCUAAUGCGAUGUAAAAACAGCAAACUCUGGUUUGCCUAAGGUCCUGGGUCUCGGUUUGUUUGGUUGAAGUGAACUCUAUCGCAGUUUGAAUGCAUAUGUGGACGCAAGCGGACCGGAGACCGUUCCAAAAAACAGACAGUGGACUAUAGUGCAGUGCAUUCUGGGUGAAUACAACCAAAACAAGCGUGUCUAGCGCUAGAAGUAGAAAUGGCUCAUCGUCAUUUACCAAACACGAACAACAAGAAAUCCUACAACCGCUAAUAUCUGAAGCUACUCCAUUUUUGUUUAAAUUUUGCGAAGGAGGAAGUUGCCCUUGGUGUGUUUUUCAGUGUUUUUUUUUUUUGUUUGUUUGUUUUUUUUGUAGUUCAAGGGGCAGCGCCUCCACAGGCGGGGGAGGGAACAGGUUUUUCAGAGCUUGGAUCGUUUAACAUAGUGCAGUGUGAAAGCGAACCACACCAGCUGAAAAUGUAAUAAAUAUUGCAGUUUUGUUCCCGAAUAGAACAAAGUCUCCCAGUCUAUCAGUAGAGAAAACCCUCUAAUCUGUCUUAUAAAAGUUUAGCUGGGUUAUAUGCACUCAGAUGGUGUUUUAUCUAGCAGAUGUAUCAAAUUGAUUAAAUCAGCUAAAAUGGGGGUUCCAGCUGUUUAUCCGCAAUUCCUUCACUUUUCCACAAUUUUGUUGCAACAUUUAAUCUUCCACUAGAGACGAGCGAACUAAUUGUGAAAAACACUUUACAGAUCCUCCACCAAUAGUAGCUCCUUACACCUGGCCUUUGGAAAAGCAAGAGCAAAAUGCGAAAUUUGUUCAAGAUGUUCAAAUGAAGGCGUCAGAGUUUGAAGCGCGGAUGAGUCAUCGUGGCGUUCCCUGUGGAUUUACGCUCGGGUCUUUUCCCUCCAAGUUAACUUCUGACGGCAACAUCCUUUGAAAGAAGAAGAGUGUUUCAAUUGUUUUGUUUUCUGCUCAUCAUAAAGACGUUGAAGGCUGCGUGCCUGGAGGCUGUGACAGCGGGGGAGUCGCUGGCAUACUGAUUACUGCCGUGCAUUAAAUUGGAAAUGAUAAAUGUGAUAUAGGGGAAAAAAUAGUUUAUGCCUUUAAUGCUAACACUCCUUAUCUGGCACUGCUGGGGGAGAAAAUUACAGAAAAUAUAGUUUGUUUGUUUUUUUUUUUUUUUUUAGUGCAACACACAGCAGAAAUGUCAUCAAAUAUAUCUGUGGGAAUCUGCUUUGUGUGUUCCAGUCUGACCAGAGGAGUUUUAUAUAGACCUGUUAGACCUGAUGAUGGUCAGUGGGGUGAAUAUUGGUUGAAUUUCCUUCAAGGAAGAUUGCUUCCUUCUAAUUUUGCGUUCCAACUCAGAAACCAUUAAACUGGUAAAAUUCUUGACCACAUAUUUAUUUUCAGAAUAGGGUAUCAAAGCACCUAAAAAGCAGAAUGAAACAUCUACACCGAUUCUUUUCUUUUUUUUUUUCCUGGGCAUUGUUACAAAUAAGGAAAAUUAAAAAAAAAAACAAAAAAAAAAUCACACAGACUGCUUUUUUUUUUUUUUUUUUACCUAGAAAUCAAGUCUCUUGAAACCAAUCAUUGCAUUGUUCCCUCAGUCAUUUUCACCGUGCUUCAGUAAUUGCUUUGACAAUUUCAUUACUUUUAAGACUCUCGUUUAUCUCGACCGUUCCAGUGGAAUAUUUGGCCGUUUUCCUCCUCCGGAGUUUGAGCGAUAGCAAAGGAAGCGAUUGAAUUACCCUGGAGAUUUCACGGAGAGACGAGCGGUUACACUCGUAUAAUCCCAAAGACUCCCCGUGCUGAGCUCUCAUAGUUUCGUGCCGCAGUUGCAUGGUGCAUUACGUUUACUUUGGCUCCGAAGCCGCUCUCAAACAUCUCGGCUGAAAUUAUGGCUUUAUUACAUAUCUGUUUGGGGCUCUUUGGGGGGGAGCCUUUCCCCUCAAUUUGCUCUACAAUGGCCACUUUUUUACACAUUUCUUUAAAACGGUUGAACUGAUUUAGGUAACUGUAUUAUCACUGCUAAUUUCCCUACAUGAAGUCGAAUCUGUUUAGGCAUGUGAUUCAACAAAUACGACCCAAAGAGGAUCUCAUAUGAACGAUUGUAAUAAGAGGGGCUCAUUCUAAGAAAAUUAGGAAAAUGGUCAUGAAAAUGGCCAAAUUUUUACUCUCUCCAUGAUUUUUAUCUGCUCCAGUCUGCAAUAAGCACUUUAUGUUCAUUAUAGUGCCUUGCCGUGACUCAGAUGAUCACUCUUCAGCUUGUGCAGUUCUUUGUGGUCAAUAAAUUUUAACCGUCCUCACUACAGUUUUGGGGUCAACUUAUCAUCUUCAGAUAUUGCAGACUGGAGUCCUUCAGUCACUCCCCGAUUAUCUCCCUGGCUGAGUGGCUCCGACUGAUACAGAAAAACUCCUCAAGCACCGAAGAGAUUGUGAGCUGUAGUUUUUGAUCUUACCGAGAGGGGGUAAAAAAAAAAAAAAAAAACUCUGAAGAUGUCAGAGUAGAGAUUCAUUUCACUUUAUUAUCUCUGUAACUUUGGUGUGUGAGGAUUAUUAUCCACAAAUCUGUCUACUUGCCUAAAUAGUUGGUCAAUUUUUAAAGCCACGUUUUCCGUUGAUGGUUUAAAGGCUGUUUUAUUAGUCAAAGGGUAAAAAAAUAUCCAGUCAUCCAAUUAAAAAGAUUAAAAAAAAUAAAGUAGUUAUUAAAAACUAAAUUUCUUGAAACAAUAUACGGGUAAAUAUGGACAAAUCUUCAUUUUGACUUAAUAUUCAAAUCUGUGGAGGUGUUUCCCUUAGCCCAAAACCUGCUCACUGCGUCACAGUCCUAUGAAAAUGGAGAUCAGUGGAUGUCAGAUUGAGCGGUGCUGCAACAGUUAGAACUGAGCCCUCCUUGAUAGCAGCUGGCGAAUUUGUGCUGCUGCUUCUUCUUUUUCUUCCUUUUUUUUUUUUUUGCAUAUUUUAAAUCACUAACUCUGUUCAUUCUGGCUCAUUUUUUGUUAUCAGCCCCACACAGCUCUGAGUUCCCCCCCCUCCUGCUCACCAUCUCCUCCAUAAUGUAACGCGCCACAGCUAUGGUCUUUUGAGUUCACCGAGUUUCCUCUCAGUCAGGGACCAGACCAAAAGCCUCCCACUUCUCCCUCUGUAGCGAGAGCACCGACUUUCCAGCACAGGCCACACUCUGCAUGUAGUGGGGGGGAUAAAAACAAGCAAUCCAUCAGUUAUGCUGAGUGACACUUUCUGCAGCAGCUAUCAUUUAUAAUCUCCCAUCUUUCACUGUCAUCCCAUAUUGAUGAAUCCAAAAGCUCAGCAGCUUGCCUUUAGCCUUCAGUGAAAACCCAAGUUCAUUUCGGUGAAAUGAAAAAUCUUUGAAAUGUUUGCUUAUUUUCUUAAUUCGGUUCAAAAGCUAGACUUCAUACAUUCAAUAUAUGGAUUCAUUGCACUCAGUCGUGUAUUGCAAGCAUUUAUUUAAUUGUGAUGAUUAUGGCUUACGGUACAUUAAAACCAAACAUUUAGGGUUUUUUUUUUAGGACAUUCAAAUAUUGCCGAAACGUUGACCUACUUAAACGUGAAUUCAUUUAAGAAUUAACCUGGCCUCCUGGAAUAAAUGUUGCGGAGGUGUAAUGUCCAAGGCUUGUGAAUCUCCCACAAACUUGAAUGGACUUCAAGAGUCCACAGUCCACUCCAAGACUGCAGCUUUCCCUGCUGCGUGCGCGCCCUUUUCUGACAGAUGUUUUCCAUCCACUUAACUUUCCGAUGAAAUGCGUGGAUACGGCACUCUAAAACAGCAUCUUUGCAAUCCUUGUGGUGAGUGUCACUGAGUUUCUGCUGGACAUCUGCCAAGUCAGCAGCCUUUCCCAUGAUUGUGUAGGUCAAAACGUGCAUUUUUU
Poecilia latipinna (sailfin molly) is the source of this 12848-nucleotide messenger RNA. Its product is annotated as CUB and sushi domain-containing protein 1-like. Lineage: Eukaryota; Metazoa; Chordata; Actinopteri; Cyprinodontiformes; Poeciliidae. The record is from RefSeq and is a predicted model, not a curated record. The annotation marks the transcript as partial. The transcript has 47 exons.